AUGCUACCUGACUUUUUGCAGAGCAGUUACGCCCGCUAUAAAGCGGACACCAACACAUUUGCAACAUGGCUACUGGAGACAGCUAAUCGAUGCGGCUAUCAACCGCCUACCCUCUCUGCUACCCUCCCCACCGCGACGAAAAAAGGCAAACGCAAAGGCAAGAAGGGCGACUCUGACGCAGAGCCCGUUCAGUAUAGUGCCACCACUACAGAUCUGCAAAAGUUCGCCGAGGUCGUGGCCGGUUCGGCUCUCCCAGUACCCAAGUCGGUCCUUGCCCUUGCGAAGCGCGCCAUCAAGCUGAGAAAAGCGGUCACAUCCUGGUUUUUGGGCCAGGGUGACUCUGCGAACAACAAGCGUCAUGCCCAUUUCAUCACGGCGCUGGAGCAGAUCUGCGAGACUCUGGAGUGGAAGACCAACCAGUCCUCAACGAAGCCGGACGCUAAGCAGCCUCAAGCCGACGACGUCGAUGCCGACCAAUUCCUAAACAGAUUCGCGGUCCUCACGGUGGAGGAGCCCAAGGACACUGCGCCGUCGCAACCGACGCCCGCAGUGUCGAAGAAGCUCGUCAAGGUUACCGUCGAUGAAGAAGAGGACGAGGACGAGGACGCAGCGGACUCGUACCUGGGCCAGCUGUUCUUCAAGACCCUUUGCUUGGUGCAGGAUCUGGACAACAUGCGCAAGUUCAUUUCCAUCACCUGGGCGGAGUAUCACGAGAAGAAGAUCGACCUCAUGAAUGCCGCUGUCGUGACGGACAGUGCUUUGCAACUUGCCCAAGAUCUGGUCAAGGAGGUGGAAGCGGACUGGCGCACCUCGCUGUCCGGGCGGAAGGGUGAUGUCCAGACUGUGGUCUACAAUCUUGCUGCUCUCUCGCGCGGCAUCUUUGCGCCGCCGUCCAUGGAGGUUGGCCUGCCCUACAACGAGAACCUGGCGGAUACCGCUGAGUGGUGCUAUUUGCCAACAAAGAUCCUGCUUGAGUCGUUUGCGAAUGUCCUCCAGGCGAAUCAUCAGCCAGUCUUCAGGAAGGGCCACUUCGGCAUUUAUGAUCCGAAAGCGGACAGAGGGCGGAUGUCUCUAGGCCAAAAGUUCAACGAAGACAAGAUCAUCCUUCUCUCGAUAUUGCCCGAAUUUUGCAUGUUGAUACGUUCGGCAUCCACUUGCCUGCGGAGGAUUCAAUCACUCGGGGCUUGGUUGAGUUCGCUAAGACCAAAAAGCACCUUGGGCGCAUUUGGAGAUCUCCGCAUGUCUGGACUUCGCAUCCAGAAGACCAUCGAUGAUUACCUGCAACUAUCUAAGACACACCCUCAGCCCAAGUUCUGGCCUAAGGAGGGUGAUGAGGAGAUUCGGAGCAUCAGUUCAACCGUGGACGCAUGGAUCAAAGGAGAUGUGUUCUUCGAUGUUCGAGCCUUGUCUAAAUUGGACAGGGUUGGCACUCCGCCCGAGAAGCAUGCGCUCUUCUCGCAGCACGCUCUCCUCUGCGGCUUGGUCCUGUUCCACCUCAAUAUUCGAAUGCAGCGUGUGGGCCAGGAGCUUGUCACCCGGUGGUACGACGUUCAACAGCUGGCCUUCUUGCACAACCUUGUCAUAAAUGGUGCCAUGCAUAAAGACCUGAGGUGGCCCGACAUGGAUGCAUUUGUCAAGAUCCAUGGCGAGUCUCAUAUUUUCGUGGGUGCACGGCCCAAGAACGCCAGCGAAUCUCUGAAUAGGCUUGAGCUGGCCACCGGCAUCUCGUCCGCAACCCAUUUCGCCCGCGAUUCGCGGGGCAGCGGACCAUUCCAUAAGCCCGAUGGCAAGAACGCUCGUAUGCUCAAGCCCACCACUACCGUCGCGAACUUGUUUUUUACUCAGUAUGUUAGUGGUGGUGGUCCUGGCGAGGAUGUCGGGAUUGUGCACAUCGACAGCAUCCUGGACGAACUUUCCCAGAAGUCGAAGCUUGAAUCGUCCUCCAGCAAGAAGGAGCUCCAGCAGAGAGCCAACCCGGAACUGAUGCUUACCCGACAGUGGUCGAAUUCCCACAUCAUCGACACGCUGCAGCUGCUCGCCUUCCUGAAGACCAAACUCUUCGAAGAGGAGCCGAUGAUCCUGUACAACUACUUCGGCAUGCACAAACGCUCCCUCGAGCUCCUGCGCCUGAUCCGCAGCAAGAAGCACCACAAGUUCGUCCAGUACUUCACCGAAGGAUACAUGCCCAACGAGUCCUUCAUCUCCAACAUCGUCCUCCUCAUCCAUCACGUUGCGCGCGGCUCGGCCCAGUCGGCGCGUGCCAUGGGACUGGGAUCCGGCGACGGACAGGAGCUGGUGAGUCGCAUCGUCAUGAGCGCGGGCGACGUCAUGCGGGACUACCUGAAGAAGAAUGGGGAUGUGGCCUGCAAGGAGCUGCGGGUGUUCUGCAAGAACAAGAAACCCAUCCAGGAUGAUUCGGCAUACGAUGCGGGCGAUUCGAACGCGCUGAUAGCUUACUGGUUCAGCCUGGAGGAUGUGCUGGGCCCCAAGGGGUUGGCCUCGCUGAUGACGGGGAUUCCGGUGGCCUAG
Aspergillus aculeatinus CBS 121060 is the source of this 2529-nucleotide messenger RNA. RefSeq lists its product as uncharacterized. Lineage: Eukaryota; Fungi; Ascomycota; Eurotiomycetes; Eurotiales; Aspergillaceae. The record is from RefSeq and is a predicted model, not a curated record. The transcript is spliced from 2 exons. Bases 1 to 2529 code for a protein of 842 amino acids.